AUGCCCCCACCGCUCACCACCGGGAACACCGACGCACCCCUCCUUACGCUCCCCGCGCCCCUCUUCGAAGCCAUCCUCCUCGCCCUCGCCUCUGCCCGACCACCUCCCCAAUCCCAAUCCCCUUCCGACUCCUCCGAGCCCGCCGAAGACACCCUCCUGCUCGCGCGCACGUUCGCCCCGCUCUCGCUUACCUGCCGCCACCUCUGCCGCGCCCUCGCCCGCGCGGACGUGUGGCGCGUGAUAUGCCUACGCGCGUGGGAUCCCCCUGCGACGCCUAGCGCACCUGCGGACGUCGACUGGGCGGGCGAGUUCCGCGCGCGUGCUCGCGCCGCGGCGUACUUCCUCUCCCCCGCCCCCCAUGCAUGCGCCGACCCCGGCGUCCUGCAAGCGCUGCUCGCGAUGCUGCAUGAGGGGAAGAGGGAGGGGGAGAGCAAGAACGUGAAGUGGGUGCGCGGCAUGCUGGCGCGGGGAUGGCCGGCGGAGGUCGCCUGGCGGCUCGUGGGCUGGGGAAGGACGGGGAGCGCCGGCGCAGAAGAGGCGAACGGCGAUGCACGGAGUGAAGGAAGGCGGGGAAAGAAGUGGGCGGAGGUGUCCGACCCGGCGUUCGACACGAGCGUAGCGGGGGGCGUGUUCUGGCGCGUGGUCGCGUACACGGGGGCGGGGCUCCUGGCCGCCCGCGCGCCUCCAGCGGUGCGCCGCGUGGACCUCCUGGCCGAGCCAGACUCGGACGGGGAGGAGGACAUGGAUUUGGCCGGCGACGCGGACGGCGAGAGGAAGCGCGCGCGCCGCGUCGCACGCGUGCGCGUGUACGACUUUGGGUACCGGCGGUGGGGCCCGUUCUUGCUUGUGGAUGAGGGAGAGCAGGGCGGGGACGCGGACGCGGACCAGGCCCCGCCUGCGCGGAUGCUCCGCCCGCACUGGGCGUGCCUCGCCGCCGUGCGGGUGGUCAUCGAGGCGAACUUGACCGAUUAUGGCAUGCAGGCGGAGCUGGGGAGGUUUCGGGACCUCGCGGGCCUUAGUGGAUGCGGUGCGGGAGCAGGUAGGGACGACUCGGAUGUGAGGGAGGAGGGGUGGGACUGGGCGGGUGUGGAGGGAGCGUGGAGGCGGUGCAUGUGCUGGAUGGAUUAUCGGAAGGUCGCGCAGAAUAACGUGCGUUCCCCUGCGAGGCGGUACCGCUAUCACUCGCAUCCGAUGGAGGCGGCGCGCGUCGCCCCGCUGCAGCUGCGGGUCGCGCAUUACACCGCGAAUCCGGAAUUCCCUGGCUGGCCGGAUAUAUACGUCGAAGGGGAGGACGAGAUGAUGGGGGGAGUGUGCGGUGUGGUGGGUAUGAUCGGGAGGAACUGGGCGGAGGCGGAGGUGCGCUGGAGCCUGCGCGGGCAGGACGGGGUGGCAGUGGAGGGCGUCCAGACGGGCGGGAUCGGCUCGGCAAUGGGCGUCUUGGGGUUGUGGACCAAGGGGGAUCGUGUGCAGAGUGGUCCGAUAGGUCCAAGUUGGAUGUGGAAGUUAUGGCAGGCGCAUUUCUACGAGAGGCGAACAGGGCACUACCCUGCUUGGGAUAUCAGACUCGACCAGGGAUGUGCAUGCAACCUGUAG
Messenger RNA from Gloeophyllum trabeum ATCC 11539, 1593 nucleotides. RefSeq lists its product as uncharacterized. The record is from RefSeq and is a predicted model, not a curated record. NCBI's taxonomy places the organism in Eukaryota, Fungi, Basidiomycota, Agaricomycetes, Gloeophyllales, Gloeophyllaceae. The coding region runs from base 1 to 1593 and encodes 530 amino acids. The transcript is spliced from 7 exons.